GGAGAUUCUUCUUUUUUCCUUGAGUGCGCGAUCGAGGUCAUGGAUCCAUCUGCUGGGUUUAGGAUCCUGGCGCUGGCUUUUGUGCUGCUCUUGAUACCUUCCUGGGAAUGGCUGUCGAGGGUUUCCGACAAGGUCCCCGAACCGUAUCUUGACGAGGUGUUCCAUGUCCGCCAGGCCCAGGUUUACUGCGCGGGAGAUUUUCAUGUCUGGGACCCCAAGAUCACAACGCCUCCGGGCCUAUACCUCCUUUCAUACAUCGUCUACCGCAUCUCGGGUCGCUGCGAUAUCUUCAUUCUUCGAGCUCUCAACUGCUCUCUAGCUCUCUUCAUCGCUCAGGCCUCGUUCUCAAUCCUAACGAGAUUAUACGGCCUGCUCAAACCUGGAAGAUCCGUUCAGGCGGCCUUGUCCUCCAGCGAUGACAAGACGCCUCUGUUUACCAAUGCCGUCCACACUGCUCUCAACAUCUGCCUCUUCCCGCCUCUUUUCUUCUUCUUUGGAUUGUACUACACUGACGUCCCUUCCACCCUGUUUGUUCUUCUGACCUAUCUGUAUGCCCUGCGAGCACAGCGCAAAGGCGCAUCCCGCCUCUACUCUGCUGCCAUGACGGUGCUGCUGGGUGUGGUAGCGCUGUUCUUCCGCCAGACGAACAUCUUCUGGGUCGCUGUUUUCCCGGCUGGGCUGGCGGUCGUCCAGGCCUUGAGGAAGACUGCCCCCCAGCCUUCGGACGAUGCGGCUCACCUCACAGUCAGCGAUGUGCUGCGGGCCAGCUUGAUGAAUAUGACGGUGUACGACAAGCCGGUGAGAUAUGCUGGCCUUGAUGACUAUAUCAAAACGAUCAUUUCCCUUGCCAUUGCGGCGCUUAGAUAUCCCGUUAAGGUCAUAACGGCGGUUGCACCGUAUGGCGGUUUGAUAGGGCUGUUCGGAGCCUUUGUUGCCUGGAACGGAGGAGUGGUCCUAGGCGACAAAUCAAACCACAUCGCGACUAUCCACACGCCUCAGAUGCUGUACAUCUGGCCAUACAUAGCAUUCUUCUCCUUCCCCAUCCUCCUACCGGGUCUCCUCAGCAGCAUGAUCUCUCUGCUGCCGCAGCGCGCCGUACCCACACAGCUCAAGCCAUAUGUAAAGCUAGGCCAGCGCGACCUGCUCCCCCGAGUGGCAGUCCUAGCUUUCUGGGCAGCCGCAUUCGCCGCGGCGGUCCGCUUCAACACCAUCGUGCACUCCUUCACGCUCGCCGACAACCGGCACUACGUCUUCUACGUCUUCCGCAUCCUGCGCCGCCACCCUGCGACCAAGUACCUGGCCGUGCCAGUCUACGUCCUCUGCGCCUGGGCCGUAAUCCAAGCGCUUGGGUCAGCCAGGCUGACGAUUGCGGAAAGAAUUAUCGUUGCAAAGGAGGAAGAGGAGAAGAAGGAAGAGCCGGAAGAGAAGGCCGAGGACAAGACGGAAGCGAAGGCGGAAGCGAAAGAUGAGCAGGCUGAGCAAGCCAACAGUCAGGGAGGCAUGGUCGAGGAGGGCUGCCAAGCCAGCUUCGUCCUCGUCUGGUUGGCCACCACGACGCUGAACCUCAUCACUGCGCCGCUGGUGGAGCCGCGGUACUUCAUUAUCCCGUGGAUCAUGUGGCGGCUGCACGUCCCGAUCUAUAGCUCGGACGACGAGGUCAUGUCCAGCAGCUCGACCGCAGUCAAGGAGAAGGAGGAGGCGAAGAGCGGUGCGAGCGGUCCAAGCAGUGCACAGGCAGCGCCAGCUUCAAGGGGGAAGCACAACAAGUUCCUGUGGCUAGAGACGGCCUGGUUCCUGGUCGUAAACGUGGUGACAGGAUACAUCUUCUUGAACUGGGGCUAUGAAUGGCCGCAGGAGCCGGGGAUGGUGCAGAGGUUUCUGUGGUAGUUGGGGCAUCACGAUAUGCCAACCGUCUGAUCAAAUUCUCAAAACAUACGCAGAUAUAUCAGCCCAGGACU
Messenger RNA from Aplosporella prunicola CBS 121167, 1958 nucleotides. RefSeq names its product glycosyltransferase family 59 protein. Gene Ontology annotation, molecular function: dolichyl pyrophosphate Glc2Man9GlcNAc2 alpha-1,2-glucosyltransferase activity. The record is from RefSeq and is a predicted model, not a curated record. Lineage: Eukaryota; Fungi; Ascomycota; Dothideomycetes; Botryosphaeriales; Aplosporellaceae. The transcript has 5 exons. Bases 40 to 1887 code for a protein of 615 amino acids. Gene Ontology annotation, cellular component: endoplasmic reticulum. Gene Ontology annotation, biological process: dolichol-linked oligosaccharide biosynthetic process; protein N-linked glycosylation.